GGGCGGGACUUCCUGUCUUCCCUGUUGCGGAGCGGUGAAGCGGCUGAGGGCGCUGGUUUUGAACCGCUCUUGUGCUGUUUGCGCUUUCUCCUAGUAGUUACAGUUGGCGCUGUCUCCGCUUUCCUGUUGCCUGGUGGGCGUCUUGGCCAAAACACUCUCCCUGCCACCUUAUUCCUCUAGGGUUGUGAUUUUUUUCUUUCCUCAGGAAAUAUCACUUGCUGGUAAUUUGUCAAACUCAAGAAAACCCUGAAGAAGCAGUCGUGGGCAGGCGCCGACGCUGCGGCUUCCAGAGCAUUUUGGCAAAUCAAAGCCAGGGACCGUUGCUGGGCCUCAUUUCCGCAACUUUUCGGCUCCGAACUGCUUAAUGGCAGCCGAACUGCGAAUGGUACUUUAUGAAGAUGAUUCAGUACAAGUGCAAUAUGUUGAUGGUUCCACAUUGCAACUUUCUCCCUGUGGCUCUGAAUUUUUAUUUGAAAAGUCACCACCUGUUUCAGCACAUCCUUUAGAACAACCAGAAAGAAUUCGCCAAAGGACACAUUUUGUCAUUAGCACUUACAAAGAGCAACUACAGCGAGCCCUAGAUUUUCGAAACUCUUCAGCUACUUGCCCUUUUUUAUCUGAAACCAUCAUACCUUCUGAAAGAAAAGAGCGUAUCUUCAUUGACAUCACAGAAGUGAGAUGGCCCAGUCUGGAUACAGAUGGUACCAUGAUAUAUAUGGAGAGUGGCAUUGUGAAGAUAACAUCUUUAGAUGGUCAUGCAUACCUCUGCCUGCCCAGAUCUCAGCAUGAAUUUACAGUACAUUUUUUGUGUAAAGUUAGCCAGAAGUCAGACUCAUCUGCAGUGUUGUCAGAAACAAAUAAUAAAGCCCCAAAAGAUAAACUAGUUGAAAAAGCUGGCAAAAUCUGUGUACAUGGAAAUUUAUCAGGACAGAGACUGAAGAAUAAAGAAAAUGAGUUUCAUUGCCAGAUCGUGAAAUCCAAAGAAACUUUAAAGAAGAUGAGUUGUGUAAAUGGAACUGAAGGCAGGGAAGAGCUGCCUUCGUCUGGUACAAAGCACACAUGUGUAUACACAUGGGUCAAGCAGUGCUGGUCUGUGGCUGCCUGUCCAGAGGAAUGGAAAUAUCCUUUGUCUUUAGCACUUCAUUUUCAUAAUAAAAUCAGCAAUAUGUCUAAAAUUGAUGCACAUAUAACUCAGAGUAGAUUUUUAACUUCUGAUAUUUCCGAGGAAAGAGGAGAAGUGGUUUCUGUUCUUCCCAGGGCCCUGUCACUCAGCUGUCCAGUCCCACACCUACACAGGUGGAAUUUUUGUGAUUCACUUUUACAGAGACAAUCUGAUGAAUAUUCCUAUCCUGAACUAGUGAAAAUGGUUUGGUAUAAAGGUGUUACAUAUAGACUCACCCAUCAAAAUAUGAACUCAAUAGAGAUUUAUUCUGGGGAUGGAUCUGUUUUCAAAUCAGAAGGGGCUUAUUUUGGGAACUAUUUUACUUAUUAUUCCAUUCAAGAAGGAUCAGAAGAGAGAGAAGAGAAAACUUACUCAGUAAAUAACCUUCCUCCAGAUAGACCAGGAAGUCCAUUCUCUGUCCGUUCUCUAAUUAAACAGGCAACAAGAAUUCUUCAACAUUGUGUGAAGAUGAGACUUUCUUUAAGCCAUAACUAUCGUAUAUGCUGCUGGAAAAUGGUACGUGGGAUAAAUGAUAGCAAUAUACUGCCUUUGGUUUUGAAAGAGUCACUCAUACCCAACGUGGGAAGAUUUCUUGCCUACUCUGAUGACAAAGUACAUGCUAUCUUUUUAGAUGGCAUUACUCUAACCCUAAAUUGGAAUUUCAGCUCUCCUAUUGAGAAGAGACAGGUAAAUCAAGGUCUUAACUUAGGUUGGUGUAAGUUAACUUUUCCUGAUGGACAAGAUCAGUUAAUUCAAAUUGAACACCCUGAACCAUAUGAAAGAUAUGUGACAGCAGUAACAUCAUGGUGCAGGAGACUGACCCAGACUAGUCCCAGAGAGAUGCCCACUCAUUCGUCAUCUUCUGUUCUCCAAGAAAAUUGGCUGGAGUACAAGGGAAAAGAGUACAAGCUGAUAAGGAGGUGCAUGUGAUCUGUUGUAGUAAAGCCAAUAAAGCAGACAAGUCACACACCGUACUACGAACUGUGAAGAUUUUUCUAGUGACUUGAAUAUUUUAGACUAAUGUCUUCAUUAAUUUUGCAGAGAGCUAGUCAAGUUACAGUUUGUAGUUGUAUGCCAUUGCUCGUAUUUCACUCUAAGUUGAUAAGAAAAAGGAUAAAGAAGAGACAUUUAGGGGUUCUGCUGGAGAUGUAUAUAUUAACCCUCUACUCCAUACCGGUUGUCCCACUAUCUUUCUAUAGAACAUGGUAAGAGCUAAUGUUUAUCAUGUUAACCCUUUGUGCUUAAAAAAACAAUGAAAUAAGUAGGUAGUCUAUUCCAGAAGGAAUUUAAUAAAAAAUAGUUGUUUUGACACGUAAUUCAACUAUUUAAAAACUUGGAUCUCCCAUACCAUCCAUUCCCAAAGAGUUCCAUAUAAAUGAGGUCUUAAUAUAUGCACAAGUACAGAAAAAUAAAAAACCCUUUCUUCUGAGAGAAACUAGGUAGGAAGAGCAGGAAGUUAAAUAGUUCAAGAGAAGAUAUUACAAAUAAGUAUGUGAUUAAUUAAUAUGCUAUAGGAAUUCAAGGAAGGAGAGAGCACUUCUUUCACAGAAGGAAUGGAAUUUUAAUAGGUUUUUAAAGUUUGAGUAAACUUUAGGGAGGAAAGUAGAGUGUAUGCUAGGUUAGUACUAAGAAGUAACAGGAAGGCCCAUUAUCCUCAAACGUCAAUAUUUGAUUACAAAUUCCUUGAAUUGGAUUUACAAGGGGUAGACUUUUAUUCACUUACCUUUAAAGGCACUCAGUAUCAGUUGAGUCAAGUUGAUUUGUUGCUAAAUAAAGGUAACAUAAAGAGAA
Molecule: messenger RNA, 2953 nt
Organism: Symphalangus syndactylus (siamang)
Lineage: Eukaryota; Metazoa; Chordata; Mammalia; Primates; Hylobatidae
Gene: C16H5orf34
Product: chromosome 16 C5orf34 homolog
Source: RefSeq, a predicted model, not a curated record